Molecule: messenger RNA, 1422 nt
Organism: Aspergillus vadensis CBS 113365
Lineage: Eukaryota; Fungi; Ascomycota; Eurotiomycetes; Eurotiales; Aspergillaceae
Product: MFS transporter
Exons: 5
Coding region: 1-1422 (473 amino acids)
Biological process (GO): transmembrane transport
Cellular component (GO): membrane
Molecular function (GO): transmembrane transporter activity
Source: RefSeq, a predicted model, not a curated record
AUGGAGCACAAAUCCGUCGAGCAUGCCGAGUUUGUCAGUUCAAGCAAAGCCUGUCUCGAGCCUAAUCGACUAACGCCUGCCCGGAUAAUGACUCCCGAGCAAUUUGCCCUGGCAGAGAGGAAGCUGAAGAAGAAGCUGGAUGUGCGUCUUUUGCUCUGUGUUUGGAUUAUUUUUGUGAUGAACUACCUGGACCGAAACAACAUAUCAGCCGCAAAGAUAGCCGGCAUCGAGAGCUCCCUUGGUCUAAGCAGCACGCACUAUGCUACGGCCGUGGCUCUGCUUUUUGCUGGUUACGUGCUGAUGCAAAUUCCAUCAAAUAUUUUCCUGGCCAACCUACACCCUUCACUCUACAUCCCAUCCGUUAUGGUCAUCUGGGGCAUGCUCUCUGCGCUGGUAGGAGUCGUCCAUAAAGCAGCCGGUUUGUAUGCCCUGCGGCUCCUUCUUGGGUUUGUUGAGGCAGCGUUCUAUCCCGGCGCGCUCUUCCUCAUCUCAUCCUGGUAUAAGCGUUCCGAAAUGGGGGUCCGCAGCGCUUUUCUUUUCUCCGGCUCCCAGUUGGGAAGCGCAUUCUCCGGGCUUAUCGGUGCCGGCAUUACGAGCGGUCUAGACAGGGCCCGAGAGCUCGAAUCAUGGCGCUGGAUCUUUAUUAUCGAGGGCUCAGCAACCAUAUUUAUUGCUCUUAUGGCCUUCUUCGUCCUCCCAAACUACCCCUCGAAUACCCCCUGGCUAACCCAGGAAGAGCGUGCCGUUGCCGAAUGGCGACUAAUUGCGGAUGCCGGUCAGGUUAACAAAGAUGAUAAACGCUGGAGCUACGGGUUCCAGAUGGCUUUUAGCGACUGGCGGCUGUACGCCUUCGCGCUUAUUUUCCUUUGCAUCCAAGUCGCGAGUGCGACAUCUAACUUUUUUCCCGCCGUCGUUAAGACGCUAGGUUUUAGCAUGGUUAAUACCUUGCUGCUUACUGUGCCACCGUACAUGGUAGCCCUAGCAAUCUCCAUAGCUAACAAUUGGUCUGCCAAUCAGCUUCGCAAUUCGUCCUUUCACGCUAUCUGGCCACUUUCAGUUGCGAUUGCCGGUUUCAUUAUUGCAGCCGCUACGCUGAAUACGGGGGCGAGAAUUAAGCGGGCCUCGGUUGUGGCAUUUGUUAAUGCCUUUGGGAACCUUUCGCAAAUCUUCUCCUCGUACUUCUACCCCGACAGCUCCGCUCCGCAGUACGUAACCGCCAUGGCGGCGAACUCAGCCUUCUCACUCGGUGCGAUUGUGCUAGCGAUAUUUAUGCGAUUUGUUCUCCUUCGGGCUAAUCGGCGCAUCGAGAGGGGGGAGUCAACCGUGGCGGAAGAGAUGAAAGGUCAAAGUCAGAGGGAGAUUGCUGGUGUCUCUGAUGAGGAGCGCAUCGCGCGAAGGGAGGGGUUCCGAUACAUUGCCUAG